AUGGCCGACUUUCUCCUCCACGAGGGUCCAAUGGGCUACUCCCUAUUCAAAGUUGUGCAUCAGGUUGACACAAUUGGCAACAGAUUGAAGGAGGUUCAGGAUAGUGUACAAGAUCUUGCAAAAUUUGGCAAGAUGGUGCAACUCGUCAGUUUUCUGCCAUUCGAAAAUGGUAAACAGGCUCUGGAAGAGCUUCACGACAUCUCAGAAGGAAUCGCAUCGGACUUCCUGCGCUCAUUUCUCGAAUUAAACCUUCCGAAGACGAAAGCUGUGCUUGGUGUAUCAGACAAGAUUCUUGCAGGAAGCAUUAAAUCGGCCUUUCCUAAGAUUGAAUGCGAGACAGGAGACACCAGUGAAGUGGUCCAAGAUAUGUUAAGAGGAAUUCGACUUCACUCGGAUAAGCUGCUGAAGCAGUUGAGGGAAGGCGACACCAAUACUGCGCAAUUGGGCUUGGGUCAUGCAUACUCAAGGGCGAAAGUCAAGUUCUCAGUACAGAAGAACGACAAUCACAUCAUCCAAGCUAUUGCGAUCUUGGACCAAUUAGACAAAGCCGUCAACACCUUUUCCAUGAGAGUACGAGAAUGGUAUUCCUGGCAUUUCCCAGAAUUGGUGAAGAUUGUCUCGGAAAACCAGAAAUAUGCCAAAGUCGCGCUGUUUGUCAAGGACAAGAAGACAUUGUCGGUAGACAAGUUGCAUGACUUAGCUGCUCUGGUAGACGAUGAUGAGGACAUCGCAAAGGGUAUCAUCGAAGCAGCCACCAGGAGUAUGGGCCAAGACAUUUCCGCAGCCGAUAUGGAGAAUGUCACUUUGUUCGCACAAAGGGUGAUCAGCUUGGCGAAUUACAGAAAGACGCUACACAGCUAUCUCGUCUCCAAGAUGGGAGUAGUGGCCCCUAAUCUUGCUACACUGAUUGGAGAGGUAGUAGGAGCGAGAUUAAUUUCCCAUGCGGGUAGUUUAACCAAUCUCUCGAAGUAUCCUGCUUCCACUGUCCAGAUUCUUGGAGCAGAGAAGGCUCUUUUUAGAGCGCUCAAAACGAAGGGCAACACACCAAAGUACGGUCUUCUCUACCAUUCCUCGUUCAUUGGCCGAGCUGGACAGAAGAACAAGGGAAGGAUAUCAAGAUUCUUAGCAAAUAAAUGCUCAAUGGCGUCAAGAAUAGACAACUUCUCGGAAACUCCGUCAACUGUCUUUGGGGAGGCUCUGAAAAAGCAAGUGGAGGAAAGACUCGACUUCUACUCGUCUGGUGCUCCACCUACAAAGAAUGCAGUGGCUAUGCAACAAGCAAUGGACACGGUUCUUGGCCAGAUGGACAUCGGGGAUCCUAGCGCCAAAGUCGAUGAAGACACGGAGAUGGGUGAUAUCGCUCCUCAAGGUGUCCAAAAGCAGGAAAAGCAGAAGAAGGACAAGACGGAGAAGAAGCAGGGUAAGGACAAAAAGAAGGAGAAGAAGUCGAGGUCACGCCAGGAUGAUGCGGUCGAAUCUAAAAAGCGGAAGCAUGUUGAAGUCAAUGGUAUUGUUAGGACUGAGGGCAAGAAGAAGAAAAAGAAGUCGAGCGUUGAGUAA
Endocarpon pusillum Z07020 is the source of this 1560-nucleotide messenger RNA. Its product is annotated as Nucleolar protein 56. The record is from RefSeq and is a predicted model, not a curated record. Lineage: Eukaryota; Fungi; Ascomycota; Eurotiomycetes; Verrucariales; Verrucariaceae. The transcript has 3 exons. The coding region runs from base 1 to 1560 and encodes 519 amino acids. Gene Ontology annotation, molecular function: snoRNA binding. Gene Ontology annotation, cellular component: box C/D methylation guide snoRNP complex; small-subunit processome.